This is a messenger RNA of Onthophagus taurus, 810 nucleotides long. It is a transcript of the gene mRpS11, whose product is annotated as mitochondrial ribosomal protein S11. Gene Ontology annotation, molecular function: structural constituent of ribosome. Gene Ontology annotation, biological process: translation. Gene Ontology annotation, cellular component: ribosome. NCBI's taxonomy places the organism in Eukaryota, Metazoa, Arthropoda, Insecta, Coleoptera, Scarabaeidae. The record is from RefSeq and is a predicted model, not a curated record.
UCCUAUAAUAACCUAACCUUAAACUUUGUAUUAUAACCUCACAUUUCAUUAUUAUUAUUUAUUAGAAAUUAAAUCACACUUAAAAUGCUUUGCAAUAGAUUUUUAAAGAGUUUUAGGAGCUUAUAUUUGAACGAUCAUAAUCGAUUUAAUGCAAUUCGAACUAUAUCCUUAUCAAAUGCACACAAACGAGAAGUGGAGGAUCGUAAAGAAAUGUAUAAAUCGCUUCCUGUUCAGGACGAAGGAACCACCGGAGAAAAAGCUAUUGAUAUUGAUGCGUUAAUUCAGCACAAAGAAGAUGUUUUCCCAACGAUCGAUACACCAAAUAAAUUGUUUAAAGGAGUACCUUAUCAGCAUUUACCGAUAUUUCAUAUUAGGGUCUCUAGUAAUAAUACCAUUUUGAGUUUAACCGAUUAUAAAGGCGCCCCACAACUUAUACGAUCAUGUGGAAUGGAAGGUUUUAAAAAUACUAGGAAAGGUACUAAUAUUGCAGCACAAGCAACUGCAAUUAGUAUUGGAGCUAAAGCUAUUGAGCGUGGGGUUAGAACUGUAAGGGUUAGAGUCAAAGGAUUGGGACCAGGGCGAAUGUCUGCCAUAAAAGGAUUGCAAAUGUCUGGUUUAGAAAUUAUUUCAAUUACAGAUAAUACACCAGUAUCGUGGAAUCCACCAAGACCUAGAAAAGCUAGGAAGUUGUAGUUAAUUUGUUGCUAAAAAAAAUUUAACAAUAUAAUGAUGUGGUUAUAAAUAUUUGCAUUUUUAAUUGCAAGAAAAUCAUACAGAAAUAAAAUAAUAAAAGAAUCACUCUCAUAAUAU